Molecule: messenger RNA, 3205 nt
Organism: Polyodon spathula (Mississippi paddlefish)
Lineage: Eukaryota; Metazoa; Chordata; Actinopteri; Acipenseriformes; Polyodontidae
Gene: rnf41
Product: ring finger protein 41
Exons: 8
Coding region: 586-1740 (384 amino acids)
Biological process (GO): positive regulation of JNK cascade; regulation of canonical NF-kappaB signal transduction; tumor necrosis factor-mediated signaling pathway
Cellular component (GO): plasma membrane signaling receptor complex
Molecular function (GO): ubiquitin protein ligase activity; zinc ion binding
Source: RefSeq, a predicted model, not a curated record
CCGAGUGCGUGGCGCGUCGAUCGCCGCUAGAGGGCAGAAAACGUCACGUAAACAAGCCGGGAUAAUUUCCCGUAAUUAUUACUUCACAUAAAAUAGAUAAAUAAAUAAAUACAAUCUAAGGUGGUAAUAAAAUUCAUUAAUACUGUUUUUUUUUAUCCGACGAAACCGUAACCCAGCAACUGCAGAAAUAUUUAACAGCUCCGCUUUUGUUUUUUUUAAUGUAUUAUUCUGAUUGGUGAAGCCGGCAUGUCGCGUACAGCUCCUGGUUUGUGACUGGAGGACGCUGCCGUCACUCUGUGCGAGGGGCGGUGUUGGCCCCGCCCCUGGUUGCGUAGCAGCGGCGCUCAGAGCCCGGAUCUGCUGUCUGCUCUGUGAGGGCAGCGCUAUGGAGGACUCGGCUCUUUAAACCGUGACUUUAAAAAGCAGCCGGGACCCGGGGGAAACUGCGCGGAUCAGCCCUCUCCAGUGUGAAGAGAGUGAACGUCAGGAGGUUUAAAUGUGAUUCUCUAGCGAGCCGGGGGGUUUCCAGUGACUGGGAGGAUGAGAAGUGCUUCAUUCUGAGGGUCUGCAGUCCGGUAAUGCGCGAUGGGCUACGAUGUCACUCGCUUCCAGGGGGAAGUGGACGAGGACCUCUUGUGCCCCAUCUGCAGUGGAGUCUUGGAGGAGCCGGUCCAGGCUCCUCACUGUGAACAUGCAUUCUGCAACGCCUGCAUCACACAGUGGUUCUCACAGCAGCAGAUCUGCCCCGUGGACCGCACCGUGGUCACACUCGCCCACCUGCGCCCCGUCCCCAGGAUCAUGCGCAACAUGCUGUCCAAGCUGCAGAUAACCUGCGAGAACUCUGUGUUCGGCUGCAAGGCUGUGCUGCGGCUGGACCAGCUGCAGUCGCACCUCAAGGACUGCGAGCACAACCCCAAGAGACCGGUCCUGUGUGAGGAGGGCUGUGGGCUGGAGAUGCCCAAAGACGAGUUGCUGAACCACAACUGCAUCAAGCACCUCCGGACCAUGGUGCAGCAGCAAUCCACCAAGAUAGGGGAGCUGGAGAGGACCGCCGCGGAGCACAAACACCAGCUAGCGGAGCAGAAACGGGAUAUUCAGUUAUUAAAAGCGUACAUGAGGGCGAUCCGCAGCGCCAACCCCAACCUCCAGAACCUCGAGGAGACCAUCGAGUACAACGAGAUUCUAGAGUGGGUGAACUCCCUUCAGCCAGCCCGCGUGACGCGCUGGGGAGGGAUGAUCUCCACCCCGGACGCUGUUCUCCAGGCCGUGAUCAAGCGCUCGCUCAUCGACAGCGGCUGCCCCAUGUCCAUCGUGAACGACCUCAUCGAGAACGCGCACGAGCGCAACUGGCCGCACGGCCUGGCCACGCUGGAGACGAGGCAGAUGAACCGUCGCUACUACGAGAACUACGUGGCCAAGCGCAUCCCUGGCAAGCAGGCGGUGGUGGUGAUGGCCUGCGAGAACCAGCACAUGGGCGAGGAUAUGAUCCUGGAGCCCGGGCUGGUACAGAAGGAAUCGAGCACUCGCUGUUCAAAACGGCUGCGAGAGCGCCUCGAGGAGGAGGAGGAGACUGGAUCCGACCCGUCCCGGCUGCGAGAGCGCCUCGAGGAGGAGGAGGAGACUGGAUCCGACCCGUCCGUACAUUUGAAACCCUGGUUCAUGCAAAACCUCAUUGCACAAAAUGAAGCCAGCAUUGCUUUUAUUUGUGGGACACAUGUCCCUUGUACCUCAGAGAGUUAACUGGUUCCUAAGGGUGGGCUUGUAAAACCCCGGGCUGGGUGCAGGGCCCUGCUCCAGCUCUUCGGCAGUGUGCUUGUAAUGGGUGACGCUCGUUCAAGCCUGGAGCAGCUGGUCGUGUGAGAGGGGUCCGGGAGCUGCGCAGAGGUGCACUAACAAUCCCACGGGGGAGAGUCACUCCAAGCGCAGGGCCGCUGCAAAUCUCAUUUUAAAAAGUGGGUCAAGUGCUACAGACCACCGCGCAUUGCUGCGUGAAUCUGUACCGUGAUGAACACCAGACAGUGCGAGUGGGAAACAUUGUCAUUAGAAGUAAGUCUUCGUGGGGGGGGGGGUCUCUCUGGUGUCCCUGUUUUCGACCCCUCGAGUUGCCUGGUUGUCUUUGAGGGAGUGUUAAGGAGUUCAAUCUCACUGCGUUUUCAGUCCGGUCUGUCUAAUAUCUUGCACAGCCCCAGCUGUGAAAGUGUGUCAUUUUAAUAAAUAAAAACACGGUUUGGUAUGCGUGUGUACUUUCAAUGAGAACUGAAAUAAUUAUACUGAAAAAAAAAAGAGAAUUCAACACGGGGCGCGUUCACAUCAAUGCGCGAACAGUGCUUCUGGAAGACUUCAAUAAAAUACGUCUCUAAAAAAAUUAAUCUAUAUCAUUAAUCAAAACGAGCUUUAAAAAAAAAAAAAAAAAAAAAACAAAAAAAAACCAUCCAGCAAUCGCUCUGAAUGCAAACAGCCAAACUCGACACCGAGAAGUGGCGCUCAGCCCGGGGUGAGAACGUGUUUGUGCGCUCCGUUAUUUUGCGUUUUAUUUUAAAGUGAAAGUUUGGGGAUCCAUCUGCUUGAUUUGCCGAUUUUCUGCUCCUUCAUCUUCUUGUGAUUAUUUUUUUGGAACGUGUUUCUUUGCUGUUUGAAAAUGUGAAUUGUGUAGCUAGCGUAGAAAGUGUGUGCGUGAUGUGAUUUCUGCUCCUCUGAGUUACCCAUACAUAGCAGAAGAUCUUUAAAGAAAUACUAUAUAAAAGAAUAUGUCUGCUCUAGCAUGGCGUGUGCCCUGCUUCUUCGCGUAGGUUCAUUACAGUAUAAUGAAUAUUGAGUCUGUCUGUCGCCCUCCUUGCGUCUUCAUAUCAGCUGAUAAUGUAGAGCUCUCUGUACAGCGGCUUCAUAAGAAAGCUUUCCCCAGUGCUCACCGGAGCGCCGGACCGCCGCUUCCUCUGCAAGUCCAGGCGCUGAGAGGGGCGCGGCGUGCCUGGGGCUCUGCGGGGGUGUGGGGGUGCAGACGCUGCGCUUCGCUUCACUCAUGAGAGCAGAGGUGCUGGGGACCCCCAGAAAUCCCAGCCUGUAAAUCACUUGUUCCUUCUAUUGUGGGUGUGUGUUGUUUUUUUUUCAAUUAGAUCAAUUGAACUUGUUUUGCAAUAUGUUAUUGUACAAGCUAUUUAUAUUUUAAAUAAAACUUGCCAAUAAAAGUGGAUGACGGGCGCGUCAA